GGCGUCAGAAGCAGCUCGUGCUCAGGGACCGUUUCCGCGGUCUGAGCGAAUCCUCUCCCGCUCCCAGUCCUCCCAGCAUGAGCGUCCAGCCCCGGCGUGUCCGCCUGAAGCCCUGGCUGCUGGCGCAGGUGAACAGCGGCAGGUACCCCGGUCUGCAGUGGCUCAGCGCGGACCACCGCCUCUUCCAGAUCCCCUGGAAACACGCCACGCGCCACACGCCCGUGUCAGACGAGGAGAACACCAUCUUCAAGGCAUGGGCUCUGGAGACGGGGAAGUACCAGGAGGGAGUAGAUGAACCCGACCCUGCCAAGUGGAAGGCAAAUCUGCGCUGUGCUCUGAACAAAAGCCGCGAGUUUCAGCUGAAGUAUGAUGGCACCAAAGAGACGCCGGUCCAGCCGUACAAGAUCUACGAAGUGUGUGAGCACCCCGGGAGCACAGACGGCGCUGAGGACGAUGACGAGGAGAUGCCGAACCUGAUGGACCUCUCCAUCAAUCCCAGGCUGAGUGACUCCGCCCCCUUUGCCUCCUUCCCGGCUCCCUCAGAGAUGAACCAGUUCAGCCUACCCCCUAACGGGACAUUUGGACCGCCGCAUAUCCCAGUGCCUCUGCUUCCUGACAUCACCAUGACCUCUGACCUCCAGGGUCAGGCACACUUCCUCCAUAAUGGACUUCAGGAUCUGAACGCUGCCGCUGUGCAACCACAGCCGGACCUAAUGGAGGCCAGCGGCAUGGUGGGCAUCGAGAACCAGGCAGAGCCUCAGAACCACCAGCCCUGCAAGUACGACCUGCUGAGCAGCGUCCCACUAACAGAUCUGGACCUGAAGUUCCAGUACCGGGGCCGUACAAUGGGCUCUCUGAUCGUCAGUAACCCUCAGGGCUGCCGGCUGUACUACGGACACCUGGGACCGACCCCAGAGCAGGUGGACCUGUUCGGACCUGUCAACCUCCAACAGGUGCUGUUCCCGGGAACAUCAGAGAUGCAGAACGAGAAACAGCGAUUUUACACCGAGGCCUUGCUGGACGUGAUGGACCGCGGCCUGAUCCUGGAGAUCUGUGAGCAGGACAUCUACGCCGUCCGCCUUUGCCAGUGUAAGGUGUUCUGGUCUGGACCGGGCAUGCCAGAACACGGCCCAUCCAACCCCAUGGAGAGAGAAAAGAAGAUCAAGGUCUUCAGCCUCAACGACUUCCUGCAAGGACUGAUCCUGUUUCAGAAAGGCGAAGCCCCGAACCCGCCGCCCUUCGAGAUCUACUUCUGCUUUGGGGAGGACUGGCCUGACAAUAAGCCCAAAGAGAAGAAGCUCAUCAUGGUGCAGGUGAUUCCUGUGGUGGCCCGGAUCCUGACAGAGAUGUUCUCCGGAGAGCUGAGCUGGUCCACGGACAGCAUCCGGCUGCAGAUCUCAAACCCCGAUGUGAAGGAUCAGACGGUGGCACAGUUCAAAGAGUUGCAGAGGCUCCUGCAGAGCCAAAACAUCCAGGGACCC
This is a messenger RNA of Neolamprologus brichardi, 1481 nucleotides long. NCBI's taxonomy places the organism in Eukaryota, Metazoa, Chordata, Actinopteri, Cichliformes, Cichlidae. The record is from RefSeq and is a predicted model, not a curated record.